Molecule: messenger RNA, 5314 nt
Organism: Daucus carota subsp. sativus
Lineage: Eukaryota; Viridiplantae; Streptophyta; Magnoliopsida; Apiales; Apiaceae
Product: probable disease resistance protein At4g27220
Exons: 3
Coding region: 1138-5190 (1350 amino acids)
Molecular function (GO): ADP binding
Source: RefSeq, a predicted model, not a curated record
UUUAAAGGUACAAUUAGUUGACUGAAAAUUUUUUAGGCUCGAUAGUUUAACUGAAAGUUUUAGUUGAGUAGAGUGACCAAUUAGAGUAUUAACCCCUUUUCACACCCUUCAAAGUAUUUUUAUAAUUUUUUCGAUCUUUGAAUGUAAGACCUUCAUAAAUUACUCCUAUGUUCUAAACAAAGUUUGAGAACAAUAUUAUGCAAAAAUCAAACAUCCACGAUCACAGCGAGAGAAUGUUACUUCUGAUUCAUCUCUUAAUCAAGAAGCAGUUCAUUCUUUGAAAGGCAAUAGAAAGUGGUUAUGUUGAUUCAAGUAGCCUUUUAUGUGUUUGAUACAAGUUCUCUGUACACUAUGAAUGCUGUGAAAUGGUACUGCCUUUCUGGUUUUACGUUUAUGUUUCUUGUUUCUUCUCCUCUUUUUAACAAUUCUUACAAUAAAAUCAGAUUGUUUUUUACAACAAACUUUGUUGAGAUAGAAAGAGAUUCCAUGUACAUUGUGACCUCUGGAUCGCGUCAAGUGGUUAUGCCAUGCAUGACGUGAAACAUCUGCAUUAUUGCCGAUUAUAAUUGUGUCAUACUUUAAACAUUUGCAUUCAUCGGUAACUAUGAAUUAGCGUACAUGUGUUAUAUCUGAGCAUCUAUUGACUUUUAGAUCUCUUCUUGGUAGUUGCUGUGAACUAAAGAUCGUGUUCAGACCACUAGUACCGUAAAUUGCAUGUUACUGGUAGAGUGGUAGCUAAUUCUGGAUUAGCAUAUCUAUGUAUAAUAAGCCUUCAUUGACUUUUUGUUUUGCAAGGUUGUUAACAUGUGACUAGAUGAGUUUACUAUAAUUUAAACAUUUGCAUUAUUGCUGAUUACUACUCCUAGGAAUUAGUUUACUUGCAUGUGUUAUAGCAGCUAAGAAUCCAUUGACUUGUUUGAUGCUCCUGGAUGUUCAGUAAGUAAUGUUAGAUGAGCAUAUAAUUUGAACAAUGCCAGUAGUACUAUAUAUAUUGCAUGUUAUAGCUGCAACUAUUUCAUCAAAUCUCAAUAUCAUCUUACUUCUAUCCCCACGAAUUCAUUCAGCUACUGCCUCCUUGUUUCCUUGUCUUAGCCAAUAAUCAUUAUUGUUAUUCUUUCUGAAAAACAAGCAAUAAUCAUGGUGGGUUUAGCAGACAUUCCAAUCGUGGGAAAGUUUGUGGAAAAAGUAUCUGAAUAUACAGUUGAUGCAGUGUUUCGGGGUUUGCACGACAUGUUCUGUUAUCAAACUCUUGUUAACAAUCUCAAUUCUGAAAUUGAGAAACUAAACAUCGAGAAGGAAAAGAUGUCCAGGAAAGUUAGGGAAGAAAAAGCUAAUGGGAAGGCAAUCGAACACUAUGUAGUAAAAUGGGAAGCCGAUGUGGAAAAGAUCCAGAUGAGUGGUGAUAAAGAGCCUGCACCUUCAUGCAGCUGCAUCCAGCAUCUGCCCAUUCCUAAUCCCAUCUCCCGUUUUCGAAUUGGUAGGAAUGCGGUGAAGAAGGCCGAGGCAGUAACUCAACUCACCAUUUCUGGAAGGGAACAUCUGAUUGGAGGGAUUGCAUACCUUCCAGAGGUUAUAAUCAUGCCAAAUUCUGAUACCACAUUCGAGGAGUUUCAAUCCAGAAAAGAUGCUUAUCAGAAACUCUGGGAUUCACUUGUUGGCGAAGAUGGCCAUCUGAUUCACGGCAUCUAUGGAAUGGCCGGAGUUGGAAAGACUCGCAUGAUGGAACAGUUUUGGGAAGAUGCCAUAAAGAAGAAGAUUUUCAAAAAGGCGGUACGAGUUAACGUAGGCAGUGAAAACGUGGACAAAACAAGGUUCCAAGAACAGAUUGCUGGCCUUCUAGAUUGCAAAUUGGAGUCAGAAGUUAUGGAAAAAAGAGCUUCUCAGCUGGAAAACAGUUUAAGGAAUGGGGAUAAGAUUCUUCUUAUAUUAGACGAUGUUUGGAGGGACAUUCGUUUGGACAAUAUCAUUGGAACUCCAUUUGACAAUGGUAGUAGUUCUUCCAAGGGUUCUAAAAUCCUCUUCACAUCUCGAGAGCAAGAAGUAUGCUUGGUUAACAAGUGCCAGCAUAUUGUCGAAAUCAAAACCUUAAGUCCAGAUGAAGCUUUGUAUAUGUUCAAAAAGAUUGUUGGUGCUGCUGAUUUAAAUAAUCCUCUACCGGAUGAAUCCCUGGUGAAAGAAGUUUGUGAUAAGUGUGGUGAAUUACCAUUACUCAUUCAUGCGGUUGGAAAAGCAUUAAAAGGCAAGCCUCACUAUUGGUGGAAGGACGCACAGGAUCAACUUAAGAAAGGCAAAUUUGAAGAAAUUCCUGGUGUUGAUCCCCAAGUAUAUACCGGUAUUAAACUGAGUAUUGAUUAUCUGCAAAAUGAUGAUGCCAAGUCAUGUCUUUUUCUCUGUUCCAUGUUUCCUGAAGAUGCUAACAUCAAUAUGAAGAUGCUGAUCCAGUUAGCAACAGGCUCGCAACUUAUACCCAGUGGAGAAUCAAGAGUACUUGCUAUGCUUGAUUAUCUCAAGAAAUCUUCUUUGUUACUAGGCACUGGUGAAAAUGAUGAAACAAAGGUUCAUGAUAUUAUCAGAGACGUGGCAAGAUCCAUAGCUUUCACAGAUUCAAAAUACGCAUUUUUACAGGUAACCUGCAACUCAAGGUACUUGCCCUCUAAGGCCAAUUAUAGUACCCGGAGAUUCUUACGUUUAGAUGUGGAGACUGGUGAUGUUGAUUUUGGCGAGCAUCGGGUAUGCCCAGACCUCCAUACCUUGUGGCUACAAAGCAACUACCAAACCUGGUGGAAACAAUCCAACAACCGUCCGCAACAAAUCUCAGGUGGCUUCUGCAGUAUGUUUGUGAAUCUCAGUUGUCUGAUGCUACAAAAUGUGGACUUUUCUUCGGAGCACUUCUCCCUUCAGCCUUUGGGUAAUCUUGGGACGCUUAGCUUAUUAGAGUGUGACAUAAGCAACACUGAUGCUAGACCUUUUCCCAAAAGUCUUGAAUCUCUUUGGUUUUAUAAGUGUAAGCUCCCACAGCCGCUGGAUGUAGCAAACCUGGAAUGUCUCCGAAAGCUAGAGAUUCGAGGAUCGACAGCUGUAUUGGUAAAGGAGGAUGUCAUAUCUAGUCUAUCCAGUCUGGAAGAAUUACACGUGUCACAUGGAUUCGUCCAUAGCUAUGACAAAUAUCAUAUGGAGCCUCUAGUGAAGGAGAUUUGUAAAUUGACUCGUCUCACAAGUCUACAGUUUGCAUUCUAUCAGGAUAAUACUUUUCAAGGUACAGAUUUAUUUUUUCAUCUAGACAAAUACAAUUUAUUUGUUGGUGAAGUGUUACAUGGGUAUACUCGCGUUGACCAAGACUGGGAAGUUCCAUUAACGAGGUCGAUUAAGUUGAAGGGCAACUCGAAGCCUUGGGAAGGUUUGAUGGCGAGGGCUGAACAAGUGAUUUUGGAGGACAGCAAUGUAGACGUGAGUAGCAUUUGCAGUGAUCGCAAUGGAGCAUUUAAAGACUUGAAAAUACUGAAGAUUCAUGGAUGUGACAACAUGGGGCAUCUAGCAAGUAUAUCACGGGACGGGAUUCAGGACAGUGUUCAAUCGGCAACAUGUUUUUCCAAACUAACCAUUUUGAAGAUUAAUAAGUGUUCUAAUUUGAAAUACCUCUUCUGCAACAACAUUGCAAAAACUUUGGGACAACUGCAGAAGCUGUACGUAGAUUAUUGUUAUUCUAUGGAAGCGAUCGUAAUGAGUGAAGGCACAAGUGAUGGAGAAAUCAUAAAUUUCUCCGAAUUAAAAUCACUCGAGAUAAGUAGUACGCCCAAACUCAGAGGCUUUUGCGCAGAAAUUUCCAACAACCCCUCUGCUCAGAAUUUGGCCCUUUUGGAUAGAAUGGCUGCAUUCCCUGCCUUAGAAUAUAUAUCCAUAUCUAAUUGUGACAGCUUGAGAAGCAUGUUCGCAUCUUCUGUUGCCCGUGAUCUUAAGAAGCUUAAGAAAAUGAUAGUAAAAACAUGCUUUGGACUGACAAGUAUAACUAGGGUUGAUGAACAAGCAAUCAGUGAUGGCAUACUGUUCCCUGAGUUGACGUAUCUAGAGCUAUAUAAUUUGCCAAAUGUGAUGAGUUUUUGGGGUUGUCAAAAUGGAAAAGCUGAUACUUGCAAGGCCCCGCUCAUUCCUCGACUCUCGUCAAAUGUUGUUCUAGACUCUCCUCAUCCCAAAAGUUUUUUUGAUGAUGAAAAUUUCAAGUCGUAUAUGCCGGUUUUAGAGAAUGUGAUAGUUCAAUGUUGUCAAAUUACAACUCUUUUCACCAUCUCUGUGUUCAGGAAAAUCCCACUCGAAACAUUAAAAGUAACACAUUGUGAUUUUUUGGUGAACAUUGUUGAGGAUUUAAGGGGUGAUCAGAUUUGUGACCGGAUUAUCACACUCUCUCGACUCACAGAAGUUUAUCUUAGAAGAUUGCCCAACCUGAAAAGGUUUUUCCAUGUUACGAAUUAUGAAUUUGAUAUGCCGGUUUUGAAGAUGUUGAGAAUUUAUGAAUGUGGAUUAUCUAGUACUCUUUUUACGCGCUAUAUGUUCAAAAAUCUCCACCAACUAGAAAUUGUGCAUAUAAGUGAUUGCGAACUGUUCGAUAGCAUCUUUGAGGAUGCAGUUGGUGAUGAAAUUGUGGAUACGAGUUACAGGAUCAUCACACUCAAUCGAGUCUCUACUGUAUCUCUCAAGAGAUUACCAAAGUGUAAAAGUCUUCUCUGUGGUGCAACUUACGAGUGUCAUAUGCCGGCUUUAAGGAAAGUGAAAAUUACUAAUUGUCAUGAUCUCCAGUUUCUUUGCACAUGCUCUAUGUUUCGAGAGUUCAAACAACUUGAAGAACUAUAUGCAAGUUGCUGUCUAUCUUUGGAACACAUUGUUAAAGAGGUUGGGCGUGAUGAAACCUUUGGGAUAAAUGGUAAGAGUAUCACAUCCCCUCGACUCAGAUCAGUUACACUUGACUAUUUGCGAAACCUCAAGAGUUUCAGCUACAGCAGGAGCUAUGUUAUUUUUAAUAUGCCCAAACUGCGGUACUUUACACAGAAUGGCUGUGAUAAUAUGGAAUAUUUCAGUUUCCUGGAUACUAGCGCCCCUUUGGUUUGUGUUAAUCCAGCCCGGUUCGCGACAGAGGUAUUUGAUCACGACGUGAACGAUUAUGUAAGAGAACGCGCAAAAACGAGAGCUGUUAGUUGAUUCUUGCUUGCUAGUAGUCAAGAAUUUUGCUAACAUUUGCCCACAUUUCUAGUGAUACAGAGUUGUAAAGUUUGAUAUGUUUGUCUUGUUGUUUGGGUUAUACAUUUUUCAAAAGCAAUUAUAC